Molecule: messenger RNA, 2099 nt
Organism: Dromaius novaehollandiae (emu)
Lineage: Eukaryota; Metazoa; Chordata; Aves; Casuariiformes; Dromaiidae
Gene: C1QL3
Product: complement C1q like 3
Exons: 2
Coding region: 636-1403 (255 amino acids)
Molecular function (GO): protein binding
Source: RefSeq, a predicted model, not a curated record
CAGCUCCCCUUUCCCCUGCGCUUUUGGGUGCCUAUAAAUUGCUCCAGCGCGCUCGUCAGCCUCCUCCUCUCCUGGCAGGUGGCACCCGGGCAGGCUCCCGCUCUCCCUGCGGCUCCGGCUCCGGCUUCGGCUCCGGCUGCGGCGCGGCGGCUCGGGCUCUCGGCGGCGGCCGGGGGGCGCGUCCCCGCUGAGCCCUGCCGAGAAAACAACAACAACAAAACAAGAGCGAGCAAGCGAGAGAGAGAGAGAGAGAGAGAGAGCAGGAAAGCGGGCGAUCGCGAGAGAAAAGGCAAGUUCAAGGGAAAGUUGACUCGGACUGGCACAGUGCGCAAAAAAAAAAGUCGAUCGCCGGCGGAGCAUAAAAGUGCGGGCGGCCGGGGCGGCGGCAGCUCUCCCCCCGCUCGGCGGCCGCGGCGCAGCGCGGGACCCGCCGGCAGCGGCGGCGGCAGCGGCGGGGCGGCGAAGCCCCAGGGGAGCCGGGCUCGGCGCGGGCUCGGCAGUGUUUUCGGCUCUGAGGAGGUCCCCGCACAACCAUCAAGAUUUUGUCCAAAAGCAGGCAAGAGGAUCGCCCUGCGCUGAGCCGGCUGGUGGGCAGCAGGCGACGGCUGAUCGCGGCCGGCGCCCUGGGGGUGGUCAUGGUGCUGCUGCUGGUGAUCCUCAUCCCGGUGCUGGUGAGCUCGGCCGGCACCUCGGCGCACUACGAGAUGCUGGGCACCUGCCGCAUGGUCUGCGACCCCUACGGCGGCACCAAGGCGCCCAGCACGGCCGCCACGCCCGACCGCGGCCUCAUGCAGUCGCUGCCCACCUUCAUCCAGGGCCCCAAGGGCGAGGCCGGCCGGCCGGGCAAAGCGGGGCCCCGCGGGCCCCCCGGCGAGCCGGGGCCGCCCGGCCCGGUGGGGCCGCCGGGUGAGAAGGGCGAGCCGGGACGGCAGGGCCUGCCGGGCCCGCCCGGGGCGCCGGGGCUGAACGCGGCGGGGGCCAUCAGCGCCGCCACCUACAGCACCGUGCCCAAGAUCGCCUUCUACGCGGGCCUCAAGCGGCAGCACGAGGGCUACGAGGUGCUCAAGUUCGACGACGUGGUCACCAACCUGGGCAACCACUACGACCCCACCACGGGCAAGUUCACCUGCUCCAUCCCCGGCAUCUACUUCUUCACCUACCAUGUGCUCAUGCGGGGCGGCGACGGCACCAGCAUGUGGGCCGACCUCUGCAAGAACAACCAGGUUCGAGCUAGUGCAAUUGCUCAGGAUGCUGAUCAGAACUACGACUAUGCCAGUAACAGUGUGGUUCUUCAUUUGGAGCCAGGAGAUGAAGUUUACAUUAAAUUAGAUGGAGGAAAAGCACAUGGAGGAAACAACAAUAAAUACAGCACAUUUUCUGGAUUUAUUAUUUAUGCUGACUGAUAAUAACUAAAAAGACCCACCAAACCAACCCAAAAAUGAAGCUUGCUCUUCUAGGAAAUGGAUUUGCGUGGCAAAAGUCAAUGAAUCAAGCACCCCAGCGGAGAUCAACCACAGAACACCUCAGUAGCGGGGAAAAAAUCAAAUGCUACCUGAUUCACAUCUGUACAACACAGAGAAACCUUAUGUUAAAAAAUUACAAAGCAAGUUAAACAGAUGUGUGAUCCACUACCGCCAAAGCAAAUACUUCUUUAUUGUUAGUGUCCAUGUGAAUGAAGUCCUACAUAGAUCAAAUUUUUAUAGAAAAAACCCUUAAAGACACUGAGUUAUUCCUUCAGUGUAUAUGAUACGUCGAUGUGUUAUGAUCUUGCUGCUUUAUCCAUACAUCAGCUUUGGUUCUUGUGACUUACUUGCUAACAAUGAUGCUUGGAGUCCACUCAAUGUGGUGAGGAAUGAUUUUACAAUAAAAGGAAGAGGUAAUCAAAUAUACUUUCUCUCUCCAAAGGAAUUGUUUGCCUUGUACUUUUCUUAUCCUUCCACUUAAAACUAGAAACUAAUCAGCUUCAAGCCUUAACUCAGUGUUCCUGCAUUGUAGGUUUACAUUAGAUUUUUUUAACAUAAAAUCAAACCUCUGAAGUUGUUUAUCUUGUCUUCCCCUUAGCUGUGUUCUAAAAAAAAAAAAAAAAAAAAAAAAAAGAA